Astrephomene gubernaculifera is the source of this 311-nucleotide messenger RNA. Lineage: Eukaryota; Viridiplantae; Chlorophyta; Chlorophyceae; Chlamydomonadales; Astrephomenaceae. The record is from the annotation of a GenBank genome assembly.
CGCUGCUGCUGCCGCCGCCACCGCCGGCAGCAGCGCCGUUUCUUCUGGGUCGGAGCUGCCCCGGCGUGCUGACAUCAUCUUGCACGAGAUCUUUGGCACAGACCCGCUGUCAGAGCACAUCCUGCCCUCCCUGGCGCAGGUCCAGGAGGACUUGGCGGCUGCUGAUGCGGCCUACGUGCCCUCCGCCUUCCGUAUCGUGGCGGCCUUAGCGCACAGCGCACAACUGGAGGCUCGCAUGCGCACCGUUCACCCGCCGCUGCCGCUGCCGCUGCCUAGGGAGCAACAGCAGCAGCAGCAGGAGGGUACUGCAG